This is a messenger RNA of Rhopalosiphum maidis (corn leaf aphid), 3502 nucleotides long. RefSeq lists its product as uncharacterized. Bases 49 to 3330 code for a protein of 1093 amino acids. The record is from RefSeq and is a predicted model, not a curated record. The transcript is spliced from 22 exons. Gene Ontology annotation, molecular function: protein binding. NCBI's taxonomy places the organism in Eukaryota, Metazoa, Arthropoda, Insecta, Hemiptera, Aphididae.
UGUUGUUCCCGAAUAUCAGAAUUUUUUCGCAAGUCUUAAAUCAAAAAUAUGAUUUAUAAAAAUAAUAAUAAAAUGCUACUUUUAAUAUAUUGUUGUGUUUGGUUUCCCGUACUUGUUUUAAACGCUCGGAGUGAAAUCACAAUUCAUUCUAACAACAGCAUGGCUAAUAAAGAUUAUGACGUUACUACGAUUUAUAGAAUAACAAAUGAGUUUACAGAAUUUUAUGAGAAUGUAGUCGGAUUUGCGGACUCGAAUUUUUUUGAGAGAUAUUCAAAAAAUAGCUACUCAAUUGAAAUACAUUCAAGAACAAAUGCCAUUGGGCUACCAAUUUUUGAAGAUGUUGCAGAAGAGUUCCCACAAAGGACCAAUCGACUACAGUCAAUUUUACAAAUUAAUAAGUUAGUGUUCUUAAAAUAUGGAUUAUUUGAAAAUAAUAGUCAUUUUAAGGUUGAUUAUUUUCCUAAAAAUUGGGAAUUCAAAUCUACUUCAUUAAUUGGGAAAAGCUGCAAUUCUGGAGACAGACAUAGUGAUCAAUGUAUAAAUAUUUUCGAAUACAGAUAUGAAAAGGAAAUGAUACGUAAUAGUAAUGAUUUUACUACAAUAUAUUCGGUAAUUUGGACAGCAGAUAAACCCCGUUCGGGUCUAUCAAUCACAUACAUACACACAUCGUCGUCCAAAAUGGACAUCUUCUUAAAUUUAUCAUAUGCAAAUAAUACGUUAAUAACUUUUUCCAAAUUAUUGAAAUUUGACGAUGUAAGAACAAUAACAUUAUAUAAUAUCGGUUUCACGAAAAAUCAAGAAUAUAUAUUAUCGUUAAAAAUGAAUAUGAAUAAUGAUUAUUACCACAGAGGACGGUAUAAUUUUAUGUAUUAUGGAUUUUGGUUUGGACUUGUACGGAUUGCUGAAUCUUCAAAUUAUGAUGAAGAAGAUGUUCGAAUUGUUUAUAAUUUUGAAGGAAAACCAAAGUCAUUCGACGUACUUGGAAACAACAAAAAGUAUGAUAUAGAAGAGGGUAUAGUUCAGAAAUCGGAAUGUUUAAACGGUGGACACAAAUUACCUACAAUGAAUAAUUGUACUUGCCCUCCUGGAUUUAUUGGAAAACUAUGUGAAACAGCAUGUGGACCAAAUUCAUAUGGAUUCGAUUGUAAAGGCGUUUGUUCUAUGCAUGAUCAUGAAAUGUGUCGUGGUAUGUACAUGUGUACGAGUUACGGAUGUACUUGUCCACCAGGUUUGACCGGUCCGUUGUGUAAUAAAAACUGUGAAUCAGGUAAAUUUGGUGCUGAUUGCAAUCAACUUUGUUCGCCAAAUUGUUACGACAACGCGUGUGAUCCAUACACGGGCGUCUGUUCAGAAGGGUGUUUAGAAGAAUAUUAUGUCGAACCGUAUUGUUUACAAAAAUAUCCAUACCUCUUGAAUCCGCCUAAACUGCUAUCGAGCAAGUACGAGUCAUUAGAAAUAAUAUGUGAUUUUCAAUCAUCUAAUGUAAUGGGUGAAGAUAAAAAUAUGAAAUUGAAAUAUUUUCAAAUAGUUUACAAGAUGUUAGGAGAACAGGAAUUUACUAACUCUGUGAUCAAACCCAUUUUUGAACACAGUAAUACGUCAAACGAAAUCUUAAGUGAUUUAAAAGUGGACACUGUAUAUUUAGUCGGUGUUCUGUUAAUAACAGAUGAUGGUAAUUUUAACGAUCAAGAUAUAGUAUACGGUCAAUUCCAGACGUCGUGCGUGCCACCAAAGAUCGAUGAUUUUAACGUAACACUUUUAAGUGGAGUAAAAAGCAUAAACGCAACAUGGAACAAAAUUAAUACUACUAAUAACCGAUUCGAAUGCAAUAUUCAUGAAUAUUUAUUGAUGCUGUCGUGCAAUCAGUCACAAAACCAAAUACAUGGUGUACAGAAAAUAGUAUCAGAUUCGAUCGGCGGUCACAAUAUCAGCGACCUUAUACCAGAUUGUCAAUACGACGUACAAUUAGUUCUAAAUACAACUCAAGGACUAUUUCCAUCGCCCGUGUAUUCGGUCACCCCACUUACAGGAAAUGAAUUCAAAGUUAAAGAUAUUACCACAGUCGUCGAGAAUGGAAAGAUAAAAGUAUCCUGGAAAUUAGGAUACAUAUAUGAGCGGUAUAAUACUAUGGUACAACCGGUAGUAAAUGUACCGGUCACGUGCUAUUUAAGAUACAAAAUCAAACGAAUUCUCAGUUGUGCUUUGCGAGAUUUAAGAAGUGAUUGGGAGACGGUUUUGAUUUUCAAUCAAACCAACUACGAAAUAUUAAACGUGAUACCUAAUUCGCAAUACUACGUACAAGUUUCUAGCAGUCCCGAUCAACGAACACAAAUUAAGCACAUAUUAACACCGGCAACAAAACCAAAUGACGUAGCCCCGGAUCUUGAUCUCGACAACCCGAUGUACGUAACAAAUAGUUCCGUAUUCGUCCAAUGGAAAUUUAAUUCUAUUAAGUGUUCUAGACUGAAUGGACUAUUUUCAACAUACCUCGUGGAAUUAAAGGAGAAGAGUAAUAAUUAUUUACAAGUAAAAGAAACGAAAAAAAAUAAUAUUUUGAUUGAAAACCUCAAAUCAAAUACGCAGUAUGAAUUGAAAGUAUUUAUAAAAACACAUGUUGGAUAUACUCCUGAACAUUUUUUAUUUAUCAAUUUCACGACUGAAAUCGGAGUCUUAGGACCAGUGGAAGAUUUAGUGGUGUACAAAACCGAUCUAAAGAAUAAAGUGAUUGGACUUCGUUGGCGUUAUCCAGAAAAUUCAAGUGUAGAUGGAUUUAUAGUUUCAUUUAAAGGAUCGUUCAAUAGCUCUUUUAUCAUACACGACAAAAAUGUUACUAUUGUUCCACCAAUUAAGUGUUCGGCUUGGCCAGAAUAUUUCUGUUAUACAUUUUACGACGUUAUUGCCAGUAACGAUAAUACGUUUAACAUUCAGGCCAAGUCACCAGACUGUCCACAAGGUGGUUUAUCUUCGUCAAUAACUUUCGCGGAUGUUGAUGGAUCACCCGAUCCUCCAAGAAAUGUGAAAAUUAUCGAUAUUGGAAUAACAUAUAUUCGUCUUCAAUGGGAUAUUCCAUGGAUAUUCAACGGUACAUUAAAAAUGUUUACAAUUAAUACGGAAGAAACAGCAAACGGUUAUAUAGGCAAGUGUUGUGUUUACAUAGCGCCGACAGAGGUCUUAUUUGACGAAGAAGUGCCUUCUUAUAACUAUACGCUGACAGGGCUACAACCGGGUUCGACAUAUUCAAUCGGUAUAUUAUCUGCAACGACAUCGCUGGAGUACAGUUCUACGGCAAAAGUUGACGAAGUCACGACACUCAGACUAGUAGACGAAUAAAUGCAUAAUAAUAAUAUUACAUAAUAUUUAUUGUUAAUCUAAUCAUUAUUUUAACACCAUUUUAACAAUUUACGAGACACGUAUAGUUUAUAUGCGUAACGUAUUAAAUAAAGCACUAAACACUAUGCUAUGUAAUAAUAAUAUGCACUAACUAUUUAAAGUAUUUUUGUGA